This is a messenger RNA of Rana temporaria (common frog), 1366 nucleotides long. RefSeq names its product olfactory receptor 51E1-like. Gene Ontology annotation, molecular function: olfactory receptor activity; G protein-coupled receptor activity. Gene Ontology annotation, biological process: G protein-coupled receptor signaling pathway. Lineage: Eukaryota; Metazoa; Chordata; Amphibia; Anura; Ranidae. The transcript has a single exon. Bases 10 to 1119 code for a protein of 369 amino acids. The record is from RefSeq and is a predicted model, not a curated record. Gene Ontology annotation, cellular component: membrane.
AAUGAGUAGAUGAUUCGUCACGCCUUGCCUAAAUGUUUUGUUAUUCCUGUUUCAGGAGAAGAUGAGGCUUUUGUGAUGGAAGUCAUCAUGAAGACAUCUAAGACUGGACAUUUUAACACACGGGUCAUCAUGGAGCCACCUGUACUUGGACGUGGUGGGACAAGGGUCAUCAUGGAACCACUCAACUUAACAUGCAGGGGUAUCAGUGAUUUCACUCUCAGCGGUAUACCAGAUCUAGAUGACUUAAAUUUCUGGUUUGGAUUUCCUCUUGCCCUACUAUACCUCGUCGCCAUCCUUGGGAACAUCACCAUUCUCUAUAUCAUUAAGGUAGACCAAAAGCUCCAUGAACCCAUGUUCAUUUUCCUUUUCAUGCUGUCGGUAUUGGACAUCUUGAUAGCCACCACAGUCAUGCCCAAAAUGCUUUGGAUCUUCUGGUUUGAUAACCGGAAGAUGGUCUUUGACCUGUGUUUGACCCAAUUGUUCUCCAUCCAUUUCCUGUCUGCCCUGGAAUCCGGGAUACUGGUGGCCAUGGCUAUAGACCGGUAUGUGGCCAUUUCUCACCCUCUUAGAUAUUCUUCCAUCUUAACCAACAAGACCAUUAAAAAUAUCACCUUGGUCAUUGUAACCAGAGGGGCAGCUGGGAUGAUUCCUCUACCGUUGCUUCUUAAAAGGUUUCCCUUGUUUAAGAACAACUUUUUAACUCAUUCCUACUGCCUCCACCAAGAGGUCAUGAAGUUGGCCUGUGCCGACAUAAGCAUCAAUAUCGUCUAUGGCCUGUUUAUUGCCCUCUCAACCGUGGGCAUCGACUUUCUGUUCAUCAUCAUCUCGUACCUACUACUUCUGAAGAUGGUGGUAAGUGUGGUAGCCGAGGCAAGUCUGAAGGCCACCGGUACGUGUGUCUCCCAUAUAUGUGCCGUCAUCGUCUUCUACAUGGGCUUCAUUGGCAUUGCCGUGGUGCACCGCUUUCCAAGUAGCACCGCCCCCAAUCUUCACGUCCUGUUUGGGAAUAUAUAUCUCCUGUUUUCUCCUGUGAUUAACCCCUUAAUCUAUGGAAUUAAAACAAAGCAAAUCCGCACCAGGCUCGGCAGACUGUUCAGUAAAAUGUUCAAGUCGAAGUAGAACAUCAGGGGACUAGGAAAUUUCUACUGAUCGGGAAGGAAACAGAGCUUUGAAAUCUACAAAUUCACACUUCUUCGGUAUAAACUAGACGUCUGCUGUCAUUGGAUGUGGGUUGCUGUCAGCCAGAGACAAGGCAGUCCAUAGAAGACAAAAGCAGCACUUCCUGAAGAAGCCGAGUGACUGGCCUCCAAGAUGGCGGCACCACAUCCUUAGAUGUUCAGAUCACUAUUGAAAGAAAAGGACUACC